GAGAGAGAGAGAGAGAGAGAGAGAGAGAGAGAGAGAGAGAGAGAGAGAGAGAGAGAGAGAGAGAGAGAGAGAGAGUCGUAGGGGAUGGACGCAUAGUGAAGUGCUCUGAUUGUUUUUGCCCCUUUCGGGAGAUACUCGAGGACCACACCUCCGAAAAGUGAUUAGCAGUGUCCGUGAGUGUUACACCAGUGCGAGGAUAUAUACUAAGUGAAGGAAUUCAGUGCUAUAGUGGUUAAAACAGUGAGUGAAGUUUGAAAACAGGAAACUGCACGUGGAAGUGCGGAAGCCUGUAUCACACAGAGUGACCUUGACAAGGGAUUAGCUUGACCUGACCGCGACCCUCCACCCCACUGUCACCCAGUACUCCUUACCCCCACACGACACCUCCCUCUCUCUCCCAGCAUUCCUGGCUCACAUAUCAAAUGGCUCAUCCAGUUAUGGUGUCCGAAUGUUUUGAACACCGCAUCGAAAGACCCAGUGGCAUCAGUGGAUAUAGACCAGCUGUUUGGUGUGCAGUAUGUGGCCGCAAAGAGUCACUACAGCCAGUGAAGGAAUGCACUAAGGAAGGGUGUCCAAACAUCUGUCACGUGAAUUGUCUGGGCGUGGCAACAGAGUUCAGCUGUGGCAACACCGCACAGCUCCGUGACCUGGCGGGGAUCAGCGACCCUGUGACUCCUUACUCAAGAAAUCACCAGGCAACUACUGAUCUCCAAACCCAGACGGACUCCGCCUCGCAACAAAGUGUAGAGGAGCCUCAGGACGACUUAGGAGACCUACAGAAGGAGGAACUGGUGAAAAUGGUGAAAAUCGCCAGGAACCUUCGAAAGGAGCUCGCCUCAUCAAAGAGUCAGCUGAGCUGCUACAGAUCCGUCACGGCGGGUCUUGCUGACAAGCGGGUAGUGCUAGUAGAGGCAGUGUCUAUAGUGGACACUCUCCUAGCCACCCUCGCUAGUGAGGGCCUGGUGCAACAGACAGUAGCGUGCACGGCUCGUCCUCAUAAAAUUGUGAGCGAAACAGGUGAGACUGUGACUGUGGGCUCAGGGGAGUGUGAUUCCUUCUCUUCUCCUUCCCUUACAUCCCCCCUCUCUUCCUCACCCAACACCACUGUCCCUCUCUCUACCAUCCCCAACCCGCCUACGCCUAACACCUCUGUCCUACUCCCUACCCUCUCCUCCCCACCUACACAUUCCUCCCCACCCAACACCUCUGUCCCACUCCCUACCCUCCCCACCCCACCAACACCUUUCUCCCCACCCAACACCUCUGUCUCUUCCUCUACUAUCCCCACCCCACCUACACCUUCCUCCCCGCCCAAAACCUCUAUUCCUCUCCUACCCUCCUCCUCUGCCCAACUGAACCCUCCUUCAUCCUCUACUCCUCCUACCCCUCCCACCUCACUCGACAUUGCUGCACUACCUCACCCAACCCCCUCCUCUAACAACACACUACCUCCCAACUCCCAAACUCCCUACCCAACCCACCCCAACCCCACACACCCCAGAACCUCCUGUCCUGCCAUACCCUGCAUCAACGCUACAGCAAGGUGUGCCCCAAACAAGAGGGGAAUACCCUGCCACCACGCAAAGCAGCUCUGCUGGCAGGCAACACCGCCCUAAGCGAAAGAAGAGGAGGAAUACGGCCACAGGAAGGAACUCCGACUCCAGUGAAUCAUCAUCCGAGCGUCGGCAGCAGCAGUCACGACAGGAGGUGAUUCAGGCGAGACAGCAGCAGACCAAGUGCCCUCAGUGCAAACGUCAGGGACACACUCGGGAUCAGUGCCCGAGGCAGGUCUGUGAUUACUGUCAAGGCCGCCAUCUGUAGGAUCAGGAUUGCGGACGUGAGACAGCAGGAGUUAGUGCAGGCAGUGAGGCAGAGUGGUCAGGAAACACUAGUCGCUUCCUCUGCUCAGACACACAAGGGCUCCACUCACGACUCCUCACAGCUCCUCACCACCACAUUGGCCUGCGGCCGCACCUGCCUUCCCAGCUCACUAUGGCGCCAGACACCCCUACUACCUGGCGC
Portunus trituberculatus (swimming crab) is the source of this 2022-nucleotide messenger RNA. Its product is annotated as putative protein TPRXL. The coding region runs from base 423 to 1616 and encodes 397 amino acids. The transcript is spliced from 2 exons. NCBI's taxonomy places the organism in Eukaryota, Metazoa, Arthropoda, Malacostraca, Decapoda, Portunidae. The record is from RefSeq and is a predicted model, not a curated record.